UUUUUUUUUGUUACAUUUAGAUGCCUGGAAGUGCUAACGUACCAUUUCCCUUUUCGUUGAACUUAAUUACAUUUGGUGGGAGAAAAUAUAAAGUUACCCGAGCUUUACAAAGUCUAGCAAUCGCGAAGUUCUUAUCAACCCUCAACCGCAAUCCGGACAUUAUGGUUUUGGCUGGCGAGAAGUUUAGUUUAUCCGGAAUACAGUUAUUCAAGUGAGCGUGCAAGAAAAUGAACGUGCGUUCCGUUCUGGGCGGUCUCCUUCUCCUAAGUUUGGCGUCGCGUGGCCAGAGCAUCAAAUGCUACGAAUGCACAUCAAACCCGAUGGCGAUGAACUCAGACUGUGAAACGGGCGUGCACCGUAGCAAACCACAAACUUGUCCCCUCACAACCAAAUUUUGCGACUAUGUAAAAAUCAAAAUCGAUGCUGGGAUAGCUUUCAACAUGAUUUAUCGUGGUUGCGGUGAAGAUUCGACUUGGAUCCCAAACAACGUAGGUUUUGAGGACAAGAAAUUAGGAAUUGCAACUGUUUCCUAUCGUUCGUGCAAUAAAGAUCUUUGCAAUGGCGACGUUUGGGAUAAAUCGCUCUACAACAACUCGAAAGAUUCUCAUUCUUGCGACGCAAGUCUACUCCUGCUGGCCAUUUUGACUUCCUUAUGUUUAAUCCUUAGUUUUUAGGCGUCUUCGAUGCAACCAUUAAUCCUUAUUGUAUAUCCCUGAAUGUCUCCUAUGAACUAUUUACACUCUUAUAGAAUUUCGUAAA
Molecule: messenger RNA, 759 nt
Organism: Daphnia carinata
Lineage: Eukaryota; Metazoa; Arthropoda; Branchiopoda; Diplostraca; Daphniidae
Product: CD59 glycoprotein-like
Exons: 4
Coding region: 228-674 (148 amino acids)
Source: RefSeq, a predicted model, not a curated record